GCAUUUACGUAUUACUUGACUUCGAUUAACUGUAAUCUAUUACCGUUUACGUGAUCACCAUUGCCGACUAUCACCGGCUUACAGCGUGUAACUCGGUGCACGUAAACAUAGUGACAUAUGCUUACAAAUCUAGUUCUAUAAAGCGUAUACGAUGUCAAAUUGGUGCUACCUACUAAACCGGUCAGUAUUGAAACUGACAGUGAGAUGUCACAAUAUCCGACCGCCGAUGAAAUUCUCUUCUUCAAACAAACAAAGUAUAUUUUGUGUCGUGAACAAAAGCUACGGUAGAGAAAUAUUUACACGAAAUUCAGAAAUUCACAAGUCAUCCUACGCUACGAGGACCAACUUGCGAAUUGAUCAAGACAAUGUUGUCAGUAGUCCGUUUCCAGAUAUCAACGUUCCCCGGGAAUUUUUACAUGAAUAUAUUUGGAAGAACUUGGAACGAUGGCCAAACAAAACAGCAGUGGUUUGCUCAACAACCGGUAAAUCGUAUACAUAUUCCCAACUGCGUACCUUAAGUGGAAAAUUUGCGGCAUCUCUGAGGAAAUGCAAAUUUCAUCCUGACAGUACCAUCGGCGUUGUUUUGCCAAAUGUAGUGGAAUUCGCAAUAAUUGUGUUGGGAGCAUCUGAAGCUGGAAUUAAAAUCACUAUGAUGAAUCCAAUAUCCACGGCAAAGGAAAUUAGUCGACAGUUACAAGCUUCUGAAGCUAUUGGCGUAAUUACUACUUCGGAAGAAUAUCCAGUUGUCAAAGAGAGCCUUGUCGGGUGUACAAAUAUUACAUUGCCUAUAAUCAUAGUAGAUGAACCAAAUCACCCGUUACCGGAGAGAUGUAUCAGAUUCAGUGAAUUGAUAUCCGACUCCGUUGAAGUAUUGAGUGAAUCCGCAAUUCCGGGAAAAACCAAUGAGGAUGUUUUAUUCUUACCAUACUCAAGUGGAACAACAGGUUUGCCAAAAGGCGUGGAAAUCAGACAUCGGAAUGUUGUUGUGAACUGUGAGCAGUUGCAAGUUGAAGGAAUAUAUCCUGGAGAUGAAACUACCGAAACUCAUCAAGAAGUGGUUCCUCUGAUUUUACCAGCGUUUCAUAUUUAUGGAUUAGUUGUGGGGAUGCUCAAUUACUUGAGCGUCGGAGCUAAGAUCGUUUUCGUCCGGAAAUUCAACGCAGAAAAUUUCCUGAAAUCUCUGAAAGACUUCAAGUCAACCAUAUUAUACGCGGCGCCACCAAUGAUACUGUUUUUGGGAAGCAACGAAAUGGUCACCCACAAUCAUUUCGGUACCCUCAAAUUCAUCAUGUCAGGGGCUGCACCGAUUGGUGCGGAAAGUGUGCAGAAAGUACUGAAGAAAGCCAAACGUGAAAUCGCGAUAGCACAAGGGUAUGGUCUCACCGAGGCUUGUCCUGUUGUCACGUGUACCAACAACGGAAUAAAUAACUUGGAUUCAGUUGGGUAUCUUCUUCCCAAUACAAGCUUACGGAUUGUUAAUACAGAAGAGUCGAGAGCCGGAGAAAAUAUGGGUGUGAACGAAACAGGAGAACUGUACGUCAAAGGUCCCCAAGUAAUGAAAGGGUAUUACAAGAAUCCUGAAGCUACCGCGAAUACUUUGGAUGGAGAAUGGCUCAAAACCGGCGACAUAGCCUGCUUCGAUGAAACCGGUCAUGUAAUGAUCAAAGAUCGAAUAAAGGAGUUGAUAAAAGUGAAGGGCUUUCAAGUGGCACCUGCUGAGCUGGAAGAACUACUGCGAACUAAUGAUGAAAUAUUGGACGCGGCUGUAGUCGGAGAACCUCAUCCGAAAUAUGGAGAGAUGCCAAAAGCCUUCGUUGUUUGUAAACCCGGAGUACAAUGUGACGGAGAAAAAAUUAAAAAAUUCAUUGCUGAACGGGUCCCCAGCUAUAAACAAUUGGGAACCGUUAAAUUCAUUGACGUAAUUCCAAAGAGCACCGCAGGUAAAAUACUUAGGCGGCAACUUAAAGAAUUGUAAGCCAACCGGUACUUGCAAAUUGUAAGAUAGAUGAACUUGAUCGGACAAAGUGUAAACUAAUCUCUAUUUUUCUACGAUUUAUAAGAAACACCUGUUUCUCGCAUGAUUUUGUAAUAUGAAUUUAUAGUGUGAGAAAUUUA
Messenger RNA from Diprion similis, 2115 nucleotides. Its product is annotated as 4-coumarate--CoA ligase 1-like. The record is from RefSeq and is a predicted model, not a curated record. Gene Ontology annotation, biological process: fatty-acyl-CoA biosynthetic process; long-chain fatty acid metabolic process. Bases 152 to 1975 code for a protein of 607 amino acids. Gene Ontology annotation, molecular function: long-chain fatty acid-CoA ligase activity. NCBI's taxonomy places the organism in Eukaryota, Metazoa, Arthropoda, Insecta, Hymenoptera, Diprionidae. Gene Ontology annotation, cellular component: mitochondrion. The transcript has 7 exons.